AGUAUAUUUGCGAUUGUAAAUCACGCCAGGUUUAUACCUAAACUUCAAAGACACUUUCAAAAUGCUGAAGUUUUACGCGAUGCUGACUCUCCUGACUCUCAAAAUCUCAGAUACAUCACGAGGACGUGGAUAAAACGCUUAAAAGAAGCUAAUGUACCAGAGGUAGAACAUUCAGUAAAAAUCAUCACAGAACAUAUCGUUGGCAAAGAGAGGUUGCUGGUUGGUAUGCCUUGGCCCUUGAGAUUUCUUCAGACCAGUUUAUCGUUAACCAGUUUUUGACGGAUGAUUUGUGCAAGGCAAUGUGAUUGUCAAGGUCAUCAUUAUCAUUUUCAUUGUCCUUUUCAUUAUCAUUGUCAUCCUUGUUAUUCCAGUAGUUGUCGUUAUCAUCAUCAUCAUCAUCAUCACCACCACCACCACCACCACCAUCAUCAUCAUCAUCAUCGUCAUCAUCACCAUCACCACCACCACCACCACCACCACCACCACCACCAUCAUCAUCAUCAUCAUCACCAUCACCAUCACCAUCACCAUCACCAUCACCAUCACCAUCACCAUCACCAUCAUCAUCAUCAUCAUCAUCAAUAUUGCCAUCAUUGUCAUCAUCAUCACCAUUACUUUCCAGUUCUUUAAUCAUAUAUGAGGAAAAAUAAGACAUGUCCUACACAAGACAUUUUAAAACUAGGACAAGAACUUACAAUGUAUGAGAAUAUAAGGUGCAGACUAUACUAGCCAAGCAGCAUCCUAUUUAAGAUGCCAAAGUAUUUUUUUAUGAUUUACACAAGAAGUUUGCGACUUAUUUAAGAUGUGUCUCGUGUAAGACAGGCCUUACUUUUCUUGGCAUAAAAGAUUUUUGUAUUUCACAGGAAAGAGUAAUAAUAAUAAUAAUAAUAAUAAUAAUAAUAAUAAUAAUAAUAAUAAUAAUAAUAAUAAUAAUAAUAAUUAUGCAUAGUAAUAAUAAAUAACAUUAUUAUAUCCCAUGCUAACCCCUUCCUAUACCCAUUAACCUAGAGAGAGUUAUCCCUCCUUUUAACAAGUGGGGUCUUGUUUAAAGUUGUAGAGAAAGGGUUUUAGUCAUUUAAGUCAUUUUUUGGUUGAUUACAUAUUAUAAGUGUUGUUGAUGUUUAUUUAGGCCUUUGAUCUCAAACAAAGUCAUCAGGGCUUAACAAAGGAAGAGGCGAGGAAGCUGAAUCAAUCAUGCCAGCAAAGAUUACAAAGGUGCUGAAUAAAUAGGCCCUGUUAGAGUAAAAUUCUGACAAGUGUCAUUGCCUUGAAAUGGGGACAUAAGACUACAAUCUUGGACAAAAUGAAUGGAAAACCUAGACUCCCCUCCCCCCAAAAUUAAAGAUGGGAAAAUACUAUGUUGUUGCCCCUGGCGCGACUUCAUCCUUGAUUCGGGGGAUGGGGGGUUUACUGUUCCAUUUUAUUCUGUCCAAGAGUGCAGUCUUGGACAAAAUAAAUGGAAAACCUAUAUCCCCUCUCCCCCAAAAAUCAAAGAUGGGAAAAUGGCAAGUUUUUUCCUUUUGUGCAGCUUCAUUCUUGAUUCGGGGGUGGGUGGGGGAAGGGGGAGCAGUGAUGGGGGUUUGCUGUUUCAUUUUAUUCUGUCCAAGAUUGAAGAUAAAUGAUGACAGACAACAUAAAGGUGGAUUAAACACCAACGGGAACAUGGCCUACUCCUCAAAAUCUGAAAUGCCUGUAUUUGAAAUUUAGACUAACGACAUAUGCCCCCCACCCUAAAAAGGCCUCAAUAAAAACAAUAAAGAACACUGGAAUGGUCUGAGUGAGACUUCAAUGAAAAAAAAGAAAUAGCACACAUCAAAAUUUUUCUUAAAAGUUUAUUUCUUUAAAUCAUAAGCUUUCAUCCACAGCCUCAAAAGUUGUACAUCUCUCCAUUACUUGGUAGAGCAUUGAAAUGGCCAGUAAUAUUUUUUUUUCUGGUCUCACCACAAACAUAAUAUUCAAUCCAUGAUUUUUCUUUUAUUAUACUGUUGUUAGAUAUCAGAUACUGACAUUCAAGGAAAAGCGGCUCCCAUAUAAUUGAUACUAUUUUUCUUUUAUAUCCAACUUUCAGAGUCCCUGUGCAAUACAUUAUUGGUGAGUGGGAUUUCCGAUAUUUAACUUUGGCAAUGAAACAACCUGUGUUCAUUCCAAGGCCUGAAACAGAGGUAAGCUAUAAAGAAUUGCUAAGGCCCUUUCUUCAACUUUCCCUUCAAUAUUCUUAUUUUUGUUCAAUAUUUCUGUUCUUACCUUUCAAGAUUAAUUUUUUAAGUAGAAUUUUUUUUAUCUUGAAUUUAGGAACUAAUAGAUCUGAUAGCCAGACAUCACGGCCUUGCUGACAACAAAGACAAGGAAUUUCUUUUUCUGGAAGUCGGCUGUGGUAGUGGUGCUAUCUGCCUGUCAAUACUUUCAGAAUUUCCUCAGGUAAUUGAUUUUCAUCAAGUAUAAUAUUAAUUCUAUUAAUUUUAUUAUUUAUUAAAAAAUGCACAUGAACAAGGAAAAAUCACUCAUGUUUCACCAUAGGACUGGUCAUGUGGGCUAGUUUUUUUCAAGGGGAAUGGGAGGGUGGGGAAUCCUAGCCGCCCAUUCAGCUACCUUCCCUCUUCUCCUAAAUCCUCUGAUGAUAAUCAUUUGUUCUACUAUUGUCUAGACAAGGUGUGUAGCUAUUGAUAAAAGUGAAGAAGCUAUCAGUCUUGCAAAACACAAUGCAGACAGGUUAGUGAUGACAGUUUAUUGUUACCAUAUUUAACCAAUAGUUUUGUCAAAGUCAAAAAAGACAAAAUACAAAAAUAUAAAAAAACAUUCAAGCUUUAAUUUGCCAUACAUGAGAAAGCAAAGGGAAACUAUGGAAACAUACUGCCUAAGAGAUCUCAUUUGUGUGAUGAAAGUAUGUGAUUUUCGUGGUUAAAACAUCAACCUAUAAACUGGUUAAAAGACUUGGGUUAGUUGGGAAUCAAACCCUGACCAUUGCGAUGUCUGGACAUAUAAGGCUCUCUAACCAGUGGGUGCGAUUCCUGGUCAAGCCUUAUUGUUUUUUAAGUUUUUUUUUUUUACUGCAUAACUUGGUAAUUUAACCGUCAAUAUCCGAGAUUGAGUAUCUUUCAUUUAACGAUUUCAUUGACAUUUAAAUGUUUCAGAUGCAAUGUUUCUGAUAGGAUUUCACUUUACCAUGCUGAUGUGGGUAAGUAUAAAGGACCUGUUUACAUGGAGGUAGGAGACCCUAGGUAGGUGAGGUAGCCCGCUUAGGUGGGGUAACCCGCCUGUCCAUAUAAUCUCUUGUUUUGAUUUGAUCACGUUUACAUGAUGUGUGAUGACCAUGUGAGAGAUUAUAUAGACAGGUGGGUUACCUCACCUACCUGGGGUCCCCACCUCCAUGUAAACAGGCCUAACUCAGCAGUUCCAUGUUUCGUGGAAUGUGUAGCUGAAAGUUUGUGAAAACUGCCCCCAGUUUGUUGCACAUUUCGCAUUUAAAAUAACGCCCGGAAUAGAGGUCAUUUUGUACCUAAAAUCUUGACUCCACUCGUGGCUUAAAUUAUCCCCUUAAAUUGAGCUCAGUCGGUAGAGCGCCUGACUGUAGAGCGGGAUUCCUGGGACUGGAUCAAUACUCAGGGUCUUAAAAUAACUGAGAAAUGAAGGUACUCCUUUGCCCUGUAAGCAGCUAGACCUUCGCGUGGCUUGAAGGACCACUUAAAAUGGCAGUCUUGUCUCCAGUAGGAGUAAAAAUAGUCUUCUCAAGUCUGUAGUAUAUUACUUCUAAAUACAUUGACACUCAAAUUAAGUCAAUUUAUUUCUCUACGUAACCCUUUUAAUGCUGAUUGCCAAAAUUUUUUACUUCAGGGUCUGUGUUGUCGAUAAUUGGCGCCAGAAAGUUUGAUGCUGUGAUAAGCAAUCCGCCCUACAUUCCUGCACCUGACAUGGCCUCGUUACAGCCUGAAGUUUCCAGGUAAGAAAAGUUUUCUCGAUAAAAGGAGUACGCGAUGACCUUCCGUUAGUUGACCGCAACAAUUUAAGACUAUCGUGAAAAUAAAACUAUGGAGCAAAUGGAGACGCGGUUAGCGUUAAUAAACCUAUGGCAGUGCGAGGCAAAUAAGCAUUCGAAAUCACCGUUCUUAUGUGUGAAUAGUAGUCUGCUACACAGCCGUUUUUAGUGUCGUCACGCAAUGCUCCUCCCCAAGUGGGGAGGAGCAUUGCGUGACGACACUAAAAACGGCUGUGUAGCAGACUAGUGUGAGCAGAAGCCUUAUCCGGUAUGGUUUUCGCGCCUGCGCAAAAGCAAUCCGGUAUGGUGUGUACUUAGCCUAAGAGAGGGAAGCCUUUUGGAUCCUUAUACGUUUCUGGGAAACUGCCCACCUACCCCUUCCCUAAGCCAAUAUUAACACUUACCUCUCACUUAGGGCAAAAUUUUGGCUGAGGGGAGGGGUAAAUCAGGAAGAAAAGGGUCGCGUGUCAAGGGCAGGAAAAUAUACUGGGAAAACGCAACCUCGUUUGCAAGGAGUCUCUUUUUGCAGUUUCUCCGACUUAGACGCGAAAAUGGCGCCCAACAUUUAUUUCAGUUUUUAUUGGUCAGUAAAAUACAAUCCGGAUAUUUUUUAAAAACGGACUUGAUUUCUUUCUCCGUUUUCGCCUUUCGUCCACAAGAAAAUGACGUUUUUCGGUCAUCAAAAAUGCAAGUUUUCGAAACCGGUUCCCAAAGUGUGUUAUUUUUUUAAACGCCCGCUUAUCGUUUUUGUAUAGACGGACGAAAACGGAGGUUUUCGAAUAAGGUGAUGUCAUUCGCCCUGUAAAAGAUACUAUCUCUUCUCCAUUGUAUUAGCGUUUUCGUGUGGACGGGGGAAAAUGAUUCGAAUACGCUACGUGUACGCGUAUUUGUUUGAAGGAAAACGGAGGGGAAAAAAUCUUCGUUUUCAAAACUAUCCGGAGACGUGUGAACUUUCGAUCCAGCUGCAUACCGUUACAGAUCAUAAUGGCAAUGGGGCUUAUCAGAACAGUUAGUAGUUUAAUUGAUUUUGUUUCACAUGGUUUGCUUUCCCUGUUAGGUAUGAAGAUAUGGGAGCGUUACAUGGUGGCCUUGAUGGAUUAGAUGUAGUAAAGAGAAUUUUACGCAUUUCUCCUGGACUCCUAAAGCCAGAUGGGUACGAUAUGAAAAUAAUGAUAGCAUUCUGACUUCGCAAACACGGGACAUUUUGAUAGGAAUAGUCUAUUGAUGGUAAAUCAGUAAGUUUGGCUUGCUUUUGAGAGGCCACUUUCUCGAAGGAGCGCAGGCUCUUUUUCCUAAGAGCGGCUGGUAAAUAAGCCUAUCCGUCAGUCAUCUGAUGCGGGUGUGUCUUUAUAAUUACACGCGCAGAACUGUAUUGUGUAUUCCUGCAAAAUACUAAUAGGUUAUAACCUCUUAGAUGUGGGAAAGAAAUAUGAGGAAACGUGUUCUCCGUCUUAUGCGAUGACUGACAAGAAACGCCCGGGAAAGCUAGAAGUGCAAUACCAGAAAAUUGGACUGAUUUUUAUAUUAUUCAUUUAUUUAUUCAUUUGUUUAUUCAUUUCUUUUCAGUUCCGUUUGGUUAGAGGUGGACAUUUCGCAUCCCCAGCAAAUAAAUCAAUGGAUCAGUAGCCGGGAUCUUGGUUUAAAAUACUCCGCGACCUUUAACGACUUUACAGAAAGGUAA
This is a messenger RNA of Porites lobata, 5654 nucleotides long. NCBI's taxonomy places the organism in Eukaryota, Metazoa, Cnidaria, Anthozoa, Scleractinia, Poritidae. The record is from the annotation of a GenBank genome assembly.